Calliphora vicina (urban bluebottle blowfly) is the source of this 2159-nucleotide messenger RNA. RefSeq names its product transcription factor grauzone-like. Bases 81 to 2117 code for a protein of 678 amino acids. Gene Ontology annotation, biological process: regulation of transcription by RNA polymerase II. Lineage: Eukaryota; Metazoa; Arthropoda; Insecta; Diptera; Calliphoridae. Gene Ontology annotation, molecular function: zinc ion binding; RNA polymerase II cis-regulatory region sequence-specific DNA binding; DNA-binding transcription activator activity, RNA polymerase II-specific. Gene Ontology annotation, cellular component: nucleus. The record is from RefSeq and is a predicted model, not a curated record. The transcript has 4 exons.
AAUUAUAUUAUUAUUGUAAUUCCCGUUGAAUGAAUGUAUUUUUGUAUUGUAGUGCAAGUUUUUAAUUAAUUUAAGGAAUAAUGAUUUGUCGAUUGUGUUUAAAAGAUUUUGACGAUAUUAUAAACAUUUUUGAUAGCAAUGGCCAGGAGCUUAAUGUCGCCGAAGUUGUUGGUAAACAUUUUUGGUUUGAGCCUCGAAAAGAUGAUCCAAUUUCAACAUCAAUCUGCAAAAUGUGCUGGAUUAAGGUGUGUGAAUUUCAUGAAUUUUAUGAGAUGGUGGAACACGUACAUCGUCAUAUGACAGAAAGGUUUAUUGUGAAAACAGAAAGUGCUAAAGGAAAGCGUCGAUCGCCAUUGAACGUUAAUGAUCUCAUAAAUUACAGUUCAUUGCCAAGUAAACGUGAACCUGACGAUGAAUUUGAUGAACUUGGUGAAGUACCAUUCAAUAUGUUAAUAGAAGAUACCAUGGACGAGCCUGGUAAAACCGUAGCUAAAGCAGCAGCUAUUGCAUUAGGAGCAGAAGAUUCUCGUGAUAUUUUGUCCCAUCAUAAUUUCAGUCAAGACGAGUAUGAUAAUGACAUCGAUGACAAUAAUGCGUGUGAUGAGACUUACAAUGAAGAUGCAAAAUUUAAUAACAACAGUCACAGUCAUAACAGUGACAACGAUGAUACGUUCGAUGGAGAAGCUUUCAUGAAUAAUAUAUUAACAAACAAAAAUAAAGAGCCCGUAAAAAAUCAGGAAACGACCACAUCUUCAUUUAAAACAGACAAACGUAGAUCAACUAGAAAUUCUAACAAAGCGCAAUUGGACAAUACUGGAACAAAUAUUGAGUACAACACGACGAUUGAUUUAAAAAGAAGACGAGGGCGACCAAAGAAAGGCGAAAUUGUUGUGAAAUCUGAACGUUGCCAAAAACAACCUAAAGAAAAACUUAAUAAAACGGAAGAAGAACAAGAUGCAUACAAAGCUAAAAUGAAGGAAAUCGAUGAUCAAAUUGCUCAAUACAUGACCUUACACUGCGAGGUUUGCAAUUCGGAAUCGGACAAUUUUGCAGGAUUAAGAGCUCAUAUGCGCGAUGUGCACAACAUCAAAAAGGGUUAUGCAAAAUGUUGCAACAAGAAGUUCUUAAAAAGAGCACUUCUUUUGGAUCACAUACGUCAGCAUUUAGAUCCGGACUGUUACAGAUGUGAAGAAUGUGAUCGUACAUUUGCUGAUCGACAGUCAAUGCGGAAUCAUUUCCUAGUUAAACAUCAGAAAGAUGAAGAUAAAAUUUACGAAUGUUCUGUAUGUUCUAAGAAGUUUGUAAGAAAAUAUUUGCUAGAACAACACAAAAUGUUUGCCCAUCGGGAUCGGUCCACAACAUGCAAAUCUUGUAAUAGAAGAUUUAAUACAUUAGAAGAGUUGUAUGAGCACAAUAAACAACAUUGCAGCUAUGGCACAAUGUGUGAUAUAUGUGCCAAAGUCAUCCGGGGACCGGCCGCAUUUAAACGCCACCAGUUAGAACAUCAGGGUGUUACAAUGCCUAAAGUACAGUGCGAUUUAUGUGGUUCGUGGCAUAAGGAUAAAUACGCAUUAAAUAAGCAUAAAAAACGUCAUAUGGAAUCCAAACAACCUCAUGUUUGUGACAUAUGCCAUAAAGUAUCGCCCAGUCGCAGCGCUAUGCUAAGUCAUAAGCGCUACGUCCAUGGAACAGAACGUUCAUACGAAUGUGGCGUUUGCCGAAAAACGUUUAAGAAGCCAAUAUCAUUAAGGGAACAUAUGACCACACACACCGGAGAGGUUUUAUACAGGUGCCCACACUGCCCCAAAACAUUUAACUCUAAUGCAAAUAUGCAUUCGCAUCGCAAAAAAGUACAUCCGCGAGAAUUUGAGGAGACUCGAAAGUUACGUAAACAAAAUGCUCACCUAAUUGACCAACCAAUACCUACCAUAUCUGUGCUAAGCAACGCCAAAAAGGAAACACAAGCUCUGUUGGUAAUAGGUUCUGGGCAAAAUGAAGAAUCACAUCAUGUCCUAAUAACUACAAGUGCAAAUGAUGACUUUAGUGAAGAUGACGAUGUGACGGAUUUAUCAAAGGAAAAAAUUACUGUACUGUACAAAAAUUACAGCAUUAAUUAAAGGCGUAAAAGUGAUAUAUAAAUCUACUACACUAUUCCAAAA